AUGGCUCGUUUAAAAGUACAGAACAAAAAUACAAAAGCUCAUCACGAAGAAAAGAAAAGAAGGCAGCGCGAAGCUAUGAGAAGGCUAGGUGAAUCAAGGCGACAGGAUCCAGAGAAGUAUGAAGAAUACAAGCGAAAAGAACGGGAACGGUAUUACCGGAGAAAAGAAGCAGGCCAAAUUAAAACCAUUGACCAAAUGUCAGAAAGAGAAAAACGGAAUCAAAGGAAAGAGUGGCGGAAUAGAAGAAAAAAACACUAUCUUGGAAAGAAAAAUGCAAAGGAGCUCGAGCUUAAAUUACAAGAAAACUCACCACCUGCCACUCCAAUCCCGGAAGAACUAAUGGCUGAAGCAAAUACUUCAAGAAAGAGAUGA
Acanthoscelides obtectus is the source of this 372-nucleotide messenger RNA. The record is from the annotation of a GenBank genome assembly. Lineage: Eukaryota; Metazoa; Arthropoda; Insecta; Coleoptera; Chrysomelidae.